GCCUAAGCAAUAGAUUCCGUCGCAUCUUUUAGGGACAAACUGCAUCCGUCUUCCGUUGUGAACCCUCAAUGUUUGUAACGCGAUCGUUCUUACGGGGGGAAAUGCGCUUCUCAUGCUUGACCCGUCAGUUCUCAGAUAGCAGCCGUUGAGGCGAAAGUUAAGAGAACUUUAGGCGAGACUCCAUUGGUUUUCCGGGGCAAUAGCCAGCUGCAUUGUUGGCAGCCGUUAGCUAGGCGAAUCACAUUUUCCUUCUUGGCAGUUUAUCCCCAUUAUUGGCUUGGCGCGAUGAAGGUGGUCGCGCUAGUGAGCGGGGGGAAGGACAGCUGUUUCAACAUGAUGGAGUGUACGCGAUAUGGACAUGAGGUGGUGGCGCUGGCGAAUCUGCUUCCAUCAGAUGAUGAAACGGACGAGCUGGACAGUUUCAUGUUCCAAACGGUGGGCCAUCAGGUGAUUGCAGCAUACGCCACCUGCAUGGGGCUGCCUCUCUUCCGACGCCGGAUCAAAGGCUCUUCCAAGCACCUGGCAAUGAAGUACCGUACGACUGCAGGGGACGAGGUGGAGGACAUGGAGGUGCUGCUCAGGGUGGUCAAGAAGCACCUGCCAGACGUCCAGGGAGUGUCGGUGGGCGCAAUAGCGUCGGACUACCAGCGAGUGAGGGUGGAGCACGUGUGCUCUAGGCUGGGCCUCACUCCCCUCGCCUACUUGUGGCAGCGACCACAGAAGGCUCUGCUGGAUGACAUGAUCGCAUCGGGCAUCCACGCCGUUCUCAUCAAGGUGGCAGCGCUGGGGCUACUGCCUGAGAAGCACCUGGGGAAGCGACUGGAGGAGAUCAGGGGCACCAUGUAUGCCCUGGCAGGCAAGUUCGGAGUGAAUGUGUGUGGGGAGGGGGGGGAGUACGAGACACUCACCCUCGACUGCCCACUUUUCAAGCAUGCGCGCAUAGUGGUGGACGAUUCUCACAUCAUCCUACACUCGCCAGACCCAGUGGCCCCAGUUGGUGUGCUACGUAUCACAGCCUUCCACGUGGCACAGAAGAGGCAGGAUGGGAGUGAGGGUGGUGAUGGUGAUGCUGCUGCUGCUCACGUGUCUCUCCCUCCUCCGGUUAUCAUCGAUGCCAAUGAUGAAGAUGCUCUUAGCGAGGAUGGGGACGGCAGUCCCACAGCUGAGGAAGCAGCAAACAGAGCGGCAGAGGGAGUGCGGGUGGCAGUGACGGUGCAGCGGCACGGGUUUGCGCUCAUUGCAUGCGACACACAGGGAUGCGAUGGAGACGACCUGCACUCACAUCUCUCCCUCGCUCUCUCCUCCAUCUCCCACACUCUCCGCUCCCUCUCCCUCUCCUGGGCCCACACUCUCUACGUCCACCUAUACCUCGCUGACAUGGCACAAUUCGGCGCCGCCAACUCAGCGUACGUGCGCCACAUCACCGAAGCCGAGUGUGUGGAUGGGGUGCCUUCCCGGUCCACAGUGGAGCUGCCACUUGGCAGAGCCAGAAGCGGCACGGAAGGUUCUAGGAAAGGGUGCAGUGUGGCAGUUGAUGUGCUGGCAUGGGGUGGGGGAGCAAGAGGGGAGGGGAGCGGAGGGAGAGGAGGAGGGAGUGGUGGAGAGGAGAGGGAGGAGCAGCAAGACAAGGCUGCGAGGCAGAGAGCUGAGAAGCACGUGGUGCAUGUGAAGGGCGUGUCGUGCUGGGCGCCUUCAUGCAUCGGCCCCUACAGCCAGUGCACGAGCCACAAUGGGGUGCUGUGGAUGGCGGGCCAGCUGGGCUUGGACCCACCCAUUAUGGAAUUGGUGACAGGGGGCGCCAAGGCACAGGCAGAGAGGGCUCUGAGGAGCUGCGAGGCCGUGGCUGCUGUGAGAUGGGUUCGGAAGGGGGGUUUGAGUGUGGAGAGGGAUUGUAUCGCUAUGAUAGUGUAUUUGGCACAGGAUGUGGGUGCGGAGGAGAGACAGGAGGUGGCACGGGCAGUUGAGGGGUUUUUUGCAGCUGCCCGGCAGACGAGGAGGGAGAUACGGGCAGCAGCGGAAGGGAGUGGGAGGAGGGAAGACGAGAGCGGGGAGGAGGGGGAGGUGGAGGAGGGGGAGGAGGAUGAGGAGGAGGCAGUAGGAGUGUUAGCAUCUGACCCGCUGCUGCAGUUUGUGGUGGUGCCGGGACUGCCUAAAGGUGCUGCUGUUGAGAUCGCUCCGCUACUAGCUGCCCCAUCACUCUCCUCUCACUCCUCCUCCUCGUCUCAUGCAGCCUCAGUCGCCCUGUGGCCGAGCACUCUCACUCCCCUCCGCCUCCUGUCCACGUCAGCAGCCUGCCACGUGUCAUCUCUAGGAAACCAGCUGGCAGGGAUGGGCUUGGGAGAAUGGAAAGGGGGGGCCGAGGAUGCAGAGGGAGAAAAGCAGGCAGAUGCUGUCAUGCAGACAGGGGCAAAGGAGACCGACAGAGGAAUCGAAAAUACGGCAGAGGGAGCGGAAGGGAGAAGAGAGGGGGAAGACGGGGAAGCACAGAGGCUGGACGUGGCGGGAGGGGCAGAAGGGUUCAGUGUUGUUGGGCGCGGCACAGCAGCUGCAGGUGCUUUCUGCCGCGUGCACCUGUGGGUGGAGCGAGCGAGGGAAGAGAGGAGGCAAGAGCGUGGACAGGAGCGUACAGUUGUAGAGGCAGUGAAUGAGGAUGGAGGGGACGGGGAAGUCAUGGGGGCACCUGCUGACGCACCUGCUGACACACCUGCUGACGCACCUGCUGACGCACCUGCUGACGGCUUGCUUGAUGGCAUCGCUGGCACGUGCGUCAGAGUGCUCUCAGAUGCUCUCCACGUGGCAUGCCUCGAUUGGCCCGAUGUUGCGAUGCUUCGGGUGUACAUACGAGCUGGAGGGACUAUUCCCAUCCCUGCCAUGUCACUCGCCCUUGAGAACCAUCUCUCCAAGGUUGUCUUGUCCCAGCCCUCUCAUGCAACAUCCGCUUCAACCCAGCAGCCUGGUCCUGCUGCUGCUGUUGUUGUUGCUGCUGCUGCUGCUGCUGUGCCGUGCCCGAUAGUGGUGCCAGUGGAGGCAGUGGGCCCCACAGCUGCUGCUGAUGCCCUCCUGGCAGUAGAGCUGACUGCGUUUGGUUUGUGACGCUAGCUGUUCGAGUUGACCCAGAUACACUCCACUGCUGAUGUGCCCUACCUAUCCCCAUAGUGGUGCCACAAGAAGCAAUGGGCCCGACUUCUGCAGCUGAUGCCUUCCUGGCAAUAGAGCUGACUGCGUUUGGGGCAAGUUGGUUGGGGUAACCAUGGUUUACCCUGAUGGCAUGAUUGUGCCAGUGGUGGCAGUGGGCUUAUGGUGCAACAUCGACAUGAUGAACCAAAACCCCAGCUUGUCGUCCAACUGAGGGUUGAGAUUCAGACAUCUCUAAGAUGCACUGCGGCCUACCCAUCAAGUUAGCUCUCGCUUUGUCCUGGUUGGCUGCAGUUGCCCCACAGUUUCUCUGCAGCUGCCUUCUUUUUUAGGCUUUUCUUUGUCCAGCCCAGUGGAACCUGUCAAUCAAUCUACCGUAAGAUC
This is a messenger RNA of Closterium sp. NIES-67, 3519 nucleotides long. Lineage: Eukaryota; Viridiplantae; Streptophyta; Zygnematophyceae; Desmidiales; Closteriaceae. The record is from the annotation of a GenBank genome assembly.